Molecule: messenger RNA, 4542 nt
Organism: Liolophura sinensis
Lineage: Eukaryota; Metazoa; Mollusca; Polyplacophora; Chitonida; Chitonidae
Product: kynurenine/alpha-aminoadipate aminotransferase, mitochondrial-like
Exons: 11
Coding region: 52-1368 (438 amino acids)
Biological process (GO): biosynthetic process
Molecular function (GO): pyridoxal phosphate binding; L-kynurenine:2-oxoglutarate transaminase activity
Source: RefSeq, a predicted model, not a curated record
AUCUGUGUCACAUCUUACAUAAGGCCAGCACUGGAAGCUUUCACAGCCGACAUGAACUACGAUCGGUUUUUCAGCGAUCUCGGUCGAUCUCGCCAGCCCUCGUUUCUACGACAGCUCUAUGAAGAUGGUACGGCUGCUCAGAAGGAGCCUAUGGAUCAUCUGAUAUCUCUGUCUGGGGGAAUCCCCUCAGCCGAUACCUUUCCUGUCAAAACCAUCUCGUUUGAACUCAGUGACGGAAAGACGGUGACCCUGGAUGAGAAGACAACCGCCAAGUGCCUACAGUAUGGGAAAUCCACCGGGAUAGAAGAUUUACUGGGAUGGCUGGAAAGGAUACUAGUGAAGUUUCACAACCCCAAACUUCUGCACCCGCAGACAACGCCCUCUAACGGCAGCCGGACGAAAAUUGUGAUGACCAAUGGAUGUCAGGACGCCAUAUCAAAGUUGUUUGGGGCUCUCUGCUCUAAAGGAGAUACAGUGUUGAUAGAGGAGAGUGUAUACGCAGGCUGCCUAGCUGCUCUUAGGCCACACGGCGUCAGAAUGCAAACGGUCAAAUCUACUCAGGGAGGUAUAGACGUAGAAGAUCUGGAGAGAGUCUUGAGCAAAUGGUCUCCCAAAGACGUCCAGAAUGAGACGAGCGACAGUCCUAAGUUGAUGUACGUCGUCCCCACGGGCAGUAACCCCACUGGCCAGAAUCUAUCCCUGGAGAGUAAGCGGAAAAUAUACAGUCUGGCCCAGAAGUACGACUUUCUAAUCAUGGAAGACGACCCCUACUACUUUCAUAAUUUUGAGGAGACGGCCCCGCCGAGUUUCCUCUCCUUGGACACAGAUGGCAGGGUAAUACGACUGGAUUCAUUCUCCAAGAUUAUCUCCCCUGGGAUGAGACUUGGUUUUGUCAGCGGACCGGAAGCCAUUCUGAACGUUCUGCUUUAUGACAUACAGUCCUCAGGUGUCCAUGGUAACCAUCUGUCUCAGAUGAUGGUACUCGGGCUCAUGGAGAACUGGGGAAUGGAAGGUUUUCAAAAGCACGUGGAAAAGCUCUGUAAAACCUACAAGAAUAGGAGAGAUAUGUGUGUCCGAGCAGCUGAAACUCAUCUUAAGGAUCUCGCAGAGUGGAGUGUUCCAUCCGGCGGAUUCUUCCUUUGGUUGAAACUGAAGGGUAUUAAGGACAGCAACAGUUUUAUCCGGGGUAAAGUAAUCCCCAAGGGCGUGAUCUGUGCUCCAGGCUGUGGAUUCCACGCGGAAAAUGACCCUGUGUCUUCUUACGUCCGGAUAUCAUACUCCAGUGUUACGGAGAAGGAAAUGAAUACGGCUUUAUACCGUCUUGCCGAGGCUAUUCGAGAAGAACUAGAUACUAACAAAGAGGGCUGAAAACAGAAGAUAUCGAUAUGGAUAUGACGACCAUAACGGAUUCAUUACAUACGCUUAGAGCUAUAUAUCAUAGGCUUACAGCUAAAUCACAUAGGCUUACAGCUAAAUCCUAUACGCUUACAGCUAAAUCAUAUACGCUUGCAGCUAAAUCACAUAGGUUUACAGCUAAAUCACAUAGGCUGUAAGUCACAAACGCUUGCAGCUAAGUAACAUAGGCUCACAGCUAAAUCUCAAAGGUUUACAACUAAAUCGCAUAGGUUUCAUACAGCUAAAUCACAUAGGCUUAUAGCUACAUCACAUAGGCUUACAGCUAAAUCUCAAAGGCUUACAGCUAAAUCACAGAAGCUUUACACAGCUAAAGCAUAUAGGCUUAGAGCUAAAUUACAUACGCUUACAGCCAAGUCACUUGCCCUUCCUUCUUUGAAAUAAAUAGAGAUUUCCAAAUAGCACAGCUCCAAUGUGAACCACUGUAACAUAGUUGUGUUUAAAGUCUUUUAAACCAAAAUAAGUACGUGUAGACGUUUCAUUAAUGUUUUCCCACCAAGUCUGUUUCAGUUUUAGUCAGUUCACUUUAUAUGUUAACUACACCAAGAGGAGUAUAAAAAUGUUUUUUUUUGUGGCAUACGGGGGACCAUUUUCAUGGAAUUUGUUCAAGACCAUAUAUUAAUGUAGUCAAAACAAACAAAAGAGCUUUGAUAUACUCUCCAUAGAGGAAUCAAUAAAACAGGAUUGCUGUAUCAGCACGAGAUUUUAUGAGUUAGUGAUUUUAUUGUGUGACUUGGCAGACAGGGAAUCUCGUCGUGUAUAUAUCUUGUUGCUUUGCUAAGAAUUUUCUCAACGAAAUUACGUUAGUAAUUUUUAUGACGGAACAAUUUGCUGCACUGAGCAGGAAUCGACCACAUCCGAGCAGACGCUCUCUUCAUGCGCAAAUCUUUAAAUUUCAACAGUUUAUGAGUUUAUAUAUUUACUUAUAUAAAGAGUGAAUGUAUUUAUUUAUUUAUUUGACUGCUGCAUGUACCUUGCCUGCACAAGAAUUUUUCACUUAUAUACAAGAUGGCGGUCAGUUUUACGGAUGGGAGAAACUGGGGAGCUUGGUGUAAACAUUUUCUACGUGUUUGAACAAUACAAUAUGUUAAAUGCUGUAAAAUGCUUGCAAGCUGUAAAAUACUGUUGACUAUAACAUUUAUAAUGCCUUAGACGACAGCUAAAAGUGUUUAUUUAACAUAAAAUGGUGUUCAGUGUAAUGUUAGGUUAAAAUGUAAAAAGUGGUAACCUAACAUUUCAAGUGUUUUCCCUCCUCCUCCACCGUACCGUAACCUAAUAUCACAAGUGUUUCCCUCCUCUGCCACUGUAAUCUAACAUUACAAGUGUUUUGCCAUCCUCCUUCACGGUAACCUAACAUUACAAGUGUUUUCCCUCCUCCUCCACGUUAAUCCAGCAUUACAAGUGUUUUGCCAUCCUCCUUCACGGUAACCUAACAUUACAAGUGUUUUCCUUCCUCUGCAACUGUUUCCUCCUCUGCCCCUGUAACCUAACAUUACAAGUGUUUUCCCUCCUCCUCCACGGUAAUCCAACAUUACAAGUUUUUGCCAUCCCCCUCCACGGUAACCUAACAUUACAAGUGUGCUUUGUCAUCCUCCUCCACGGUAACCUAACAUUACAAGUGCUUUCCCAUCUCCGCCACUGUAACCUAAUAUUACAAGUGUUUUCCCUCCUCUGCCACUGUAAUCUAACAUUACAAGUGCUUUCCCAUCUCCGCCACUGUAAUCUGACAUUACAACUGUUUUCCCAUCCUUCACCACUGUAAUCUGACAUUACAAGUGUUUUCCCUCCUCCGCCACUGUAAUCUAACAUUACAAGUGCUUUCCCAUCUCCGCCACUGUAAUCUGACAUUACAACUGUUUUCCCAUCCUUCACCACUGUAAUCUGACAUUACAACUGUUUUCCCAUCCUUCACCACUGUAAUCUGACAUUACAAGUGCUUUCCCAUCUCCGCCACUGUAAUCUGACAUUACAACUGUUUUCCCAUCCUUCACCACUGUAAUCUGACAUUACAAGUGUUUUUCAUCCUCCGUCACUGUAACCUAAUAUUACAAGUGUUUUUCCUCCUCUGCCACUGGAACCUAACAUUACAAGUGUUUUCCCUCCUCCGCCACGGGAACCUAACAGUAUAAGUGUUUUCCCGCAUCUACCACGGUAACCUAACGUUACAAGUGUUUGUCCAUCCCCCACCACUGUAACCUAACACUACAACUGCUUUCUCUCCUCCGCCAUUGUAACCUAACAUUACAAGUGUUUUUCAUUCUCCGCCAUUGGAACCUAACAUUACAGGUGUUUUCCCUCCUCCGCCACUGUAAUCUAACAUUACAAGUGUUUUGCCAUCCUCCUCCACUGGAACCUAACAUGACAAAUGUUUUCCAUCCUCCACCACGGUAACCUAACACUACAAGUGUUUUCCCUCCUCCGCCACCGCCAAAAAUGUUGGAUUUAACAUCAUUAAUGUAACAUAAAACAUUUCAAUUCUUAGAGGGAAUUUUUGAGCAUUGUAUAUACAUAAAUGGUGUUGUUUAGAGAUUUACACUACAGUAGGAAGGAGAUGCUGAUAAUUAGUAUCUUUGCUACAAUGAUCCUAUAUACAGUAUGUAAUGUAAGGUGGACUUUAAAAAUAGUAAUUGCUGCUGCCUCGCUUGGCGCUUAGCACUGAGAAGGUAGAGCAAAGAAACAGGACUGGUUGUCCCGGUGUCAGUAUAAUAUUAUGUCAUGUCUGGUGUGUUCGGCAUGGUAGUUCAGUGGCAGUAUGCACUCUCCCUGCCGCAUACACUCUCCCUGCCGCAUGCACUCUCCCUGCCGCGAGAAGACACAGUAUAUUUAUACACACCCAAUUUAUUUAUUUAUUUAUUUGAUUGGUGUUUUACGCCGUACUCAAGAAUAUUUCACUUAUACGACGGUGGCUAUACACACCCAAUGAUUCCUCUUUGGUAUUUGACUGUAAAGUGGUUAAGUGCAACUUAAAAAUCCCAAGCAUACAUACACAGACAUAUAUACAUACACUCUUCAUACGAGGAUUUAAAUUAAUCCAAAACCCUGACACACACUUGGCGAACGAAAAAAAUGAUUCCACACAUGAAGGGCUUGUGCCAGAUAGCUACUACCUCAUGCUGUCUUUUCUAAGAC